UGAGUACCUCAAUGCGCUUCCAAGCCAACGUCAUAGCAUCUAGGACCAUCACCCGAGGCUUUGGACGCUUCUUACACUACGAUGGAACACCUUCCUCUUAUGCAAGCAAUUCUGCCGACUACUUGGGAGAUGCACUUGACCCGAACAUUGAAACGGUAGAUUUAGCCUACGAUUUGUACGAGGCAGAAACGAAGACCUCCAACAGUCCAUUGAUCAUUUUGCACGGGAUUUUUGGUUCUGGAGUAAACCACCGAACUGCUGGCAAGAUUUUGGCAUCUAAGUUGAAGCGUGAUGUUUAUUCUCCGGACUUGAGGAACUUCGGCCGGUCUCCCCAUAUCAAAAGGUUAGAUUAUCCGAGCCUAGCUGCCGAUGUGGAGCGGUUCAUUGAAAACAAAAACCUCGAGAAACCAGUGGUGAUAGGUCAUUCAAUGGGAGGGAAGACUGCCAUGGCAUUGGCAUUGAGAAGACCCGAUCUUCUCAAAAUGUUAAUAUCGGUGGAUAAUGCACCAGUUGCAUUCAGCUCCACAAGCUCAACAUUUGUCAAGUACAUCGGUGCUUUCAAAAGAGCCACCGAGAAUUAUAAGUUUACAAACAUUAAAGAUGUGGACAAGGAAUUGGCCAAAGUUGAACCCAACCAGUACAUAAGACAGUUUUUAUUGACAAACAUGAACAGAGGGAAGAAAGACGAUGUUAUUACCAGUAAGGUUCCAUUGGAUAUCAUCAAUGAUGCGUUGCAUGCUGGACUCAUUGCUAGUUGGCCGUAUGACCCUAGUGUUUGCCGGUGGACAAAAGGGCCUGCUUUGUUCAUCAGAGGUACCGAGUCUGACUACGUUCCAGAUGAAUAUAUUCCAGAUAUUGGCCGGUUUUUUCCUAAUUUCGAAAUCAGAGAUGUUAAGGCAGGCCAUUGGGUUAUCAGUGAAAACCCCAAAGACUUUGUAGAUACGGUGGUGGACUUUGUGGUUAAACACGAAGAUUAGGAGAUAGGCAGUUCAUUAGAAUAUUCACUCUAUAAAUCCAUGUAGUAUUCCCACUAACCUACUUGUCGCCAACCUUGAUCGAUUCAUCACUAACGUAGUCAGGGUAAAUGUCGAAUCUACGUUGGAAAUGAACCGGAAUAGCUUCUCUGACUUUUGGUAAUAAAGAGGGAUCAAGCUCUGCGUAUAUGAUUUCUUCACCUUCACCCGCUUCACUGAUAAUGUUCCCAGCUGGAUCCACAACCAAAGAGUGGCCAUACGCUUGGUAUCCACCUCCUUCGACAUCUCUAGCGGGACUACACAAGACGGUGAAAAUCUGGUUGUCAACAGAUCUGGACCUGGCCAAUAAAUGCCAAUGCAUUGGACCAGUGGUGGUGUUGAAAGCACCGGGAUAAAACAUUCCAAACGAAUUGUAAGGGGACCUGGUGGCAAUUGUCGCCAAUUCAGGGAAUCUAAUAUCAUAGCAAAUUCCAAUACCAAUGUUUCCAAAAUCUCCUAACUUCAAAACAGUGGCUUUAUCUCCUCCCGUCAAACUCACCAGUUCUUUGAAAGUAAUUCCUCCAGGGAUGUCAAUGUCAAACAAGUGUGCCUUUCUGUGUUUAGCAAUGAGCUCACCAGUUGGAGAAAAUGUCAAUGAAGUAUUGUACACUUUACUUUCAGCUUCAUCCAAUUCAGGGAUAGAACCUCCAAUCAAAAACACUUUGUGUUCCUUGGCCAAACCUGACAAGAAACUGGUGGUUUCACCCGAUGGGAUGACUUCGGCGUAAUUGGCGAAUUGGUCAACUGCGUAAGGAGAAUUGAAACAUUCUGGUAACAUGAUCAAAUCUAACUUUCCUAUCUUUGACUCCUUAACGGCAUUGGCAAUAAACUUUUUCACUUUUGUCAAGUUAGCAGCUUUAUCGCUUCCAGCAGAUAUUUGGAUAAGGGCGAUCUUUAAAGAUUUGGCCAAUGGAGCUUUUACUAUGGAUGACAUGAAUGGCAAUGGUAUAUAAGUUGGAGUCAAUAAUACUA
Yamadazyma tenuis ATCC 10573 is the source of this 1985-nucleotide messenger RNA. Lineage: Eukaryota; Fungi; Ascomycota; Pichiomycetes; Serinales; Debaryomycetaceae. The record is from RefSeq and is a predicted model, not a curated record.